UAUAGGCUUCAAUUCAUGUAUCCUUGCCAUACACUCUUACCAGCGAUUACCUAAAACAAAACAAUUUGCUUUAGUAAUCACAGCCUACUACACAAUUUUCCUAGAGAGAUAUAGAGAGAAACAGAGCUAGAUAGAUGGAGAGCAAGAUGGUGAUUGUUUUCUGUGUAGUUGUGGCUGUGUUCCUGCAAAAUGUUGCAGCACAGACGGGACAUGUGGUUGGAGGAAGCAUAGGUUGGACCAUCCCUCAAUCUGGUGCACAAGAGUAUGUCACUUGGGCUGCAAGUAACAAGUUUGUUGUUGGUGAUACUCUCACUUUCAACUUCGCCACCAACGCACACGAUGUACAAGAAGUACCCAAAGCAUCAUUCGACUCAUGCAGUUCGGAAAACCCAAUUGGCACGGCUAUCACAACUGGCCCAGCAAACAUCACUCUCACCUCUUCAGGCGACCACUACUACAUCUGCACUUAUGGCCGUCAUUGCCAGUCGGGCCAGAAACUAGCCAUCACCGUCUCAGCUGCCUCCCCAGGUGCAGCACCUUCUGUGCCACCAUCACCCUCUACCACUAAAACCCCUCCAACUACCCCUUCCCCUGCAUCAAAUGACCCUGCCGCUUGCGCACCAGUCCCAGCUUCAUCACCAUCCAUGAAUGGGGGAGUACCCACCGUGAACAACACCCCGGGGUCGCCGCCUCCGCUGGGCUCUUCUUCACCUGCUGUUUUGGCUAGUUUCUCUUUGUCGGCUGCGGCUCUUAUCGUGGGUUUGCUCUUUUAGUUAUCAUGAAGACAUCCACAGUCCUAAUUAAUUACUAUAUCGGUGAUCCAACCUUUUUGAUAUUGUCUAUCUUGAUAGUACAAAAGUAAAUGGAAUUUGAUCUUAGUCUC
Pyrus x bretschneideri (Chinese white pear) is the source of this 883-nucleotide messenger RNA. Its product is annotated as umecyanin. Gene Ontology annotation, cellular component: plasma membrane. The transcript is spliced from 2 exons. Bases 135 to 773 code for a protein of 212 amino acids. Gene Ontology annotation, molecular function: electron transfer activity. Lineage: Eukaryota; Viridiplantae; Streptophyta; Magnoliopsida; Rosales; Rosaceae. The record is from RefSeq and is a predicted model, not a curated record.